Messenger RNA from Venustampulla echinocandica, 408 nucleotides. RefSeq lists its product as uncharacterized. The record is from RefSeq and is a predicted model, not a curated record. The transcript has a single exon. NCBI's taxonomy places the organism in Eukaryota, Fungi, Ascomycota, Leotiomycetes, Helotiales, Pleuroascaceae. The coding region runs from base 1 to 408 and encodes 135 amino acids.
AUGCACCCAGGACAACAGGGCCCGCGCCGCGCAGCGCACCCAUGGACUCGUUCUCCAGCCUUCCUGGGUUUGGCCCUUCCGUUCCCUGGUCGCUCAAUUCACCCAGGUCCCAGGCCCCGAGGACCUGAGAACAGACAAUGGACAAAGAUUGCAGAGUGGCCGGUGGAGGGUCGAUGCCAUUGGCCGGGGACCAAGAGCCACGCAACACCCACUAAACUCGGCGACCAACUUCACAAGGCUGUCCGGAGGCACGAGGGACCGGUGCAAACUCCACGGGGUAAACGAAGGCGACGACAAAACACCAGAGCAUUCGGGUUUGAAGGGGAACGGGGAGGGGAGGAGAGGACAGGACAGGAUGGGCUGGAAGAGCGACAAGGCCCAGGACUUAACAAGUCACCGCAAAUAUGA